AUGGGAGUCUUCUCUUCUCCUUCAGAAAAGCAGUUCGAAGGAAAAGUCGACGCUGAACAAAACAUCGAUGUAGAAAAACGUCGUCUGCAUUCCCGCAUCCACACGGCAGGCCACGUAAUCGGUCUCGCAGCUGCCCACCUCAGGGCUGCCGGUUCAAUAGCUCCGGACGUGGUUGAUGGAAAAGCAUCCCAUUACCCUGGCGCAGCCUUUGUAGAAUUCUUGGGUCUCAUUCCAAGCGACAAAAAGGCUGAGAUACAGGCUCGAGUCGACGAGAUGGUGGCUGCAGACAUGGACGUCAAGAUUCACUUUUGGGACGAAGAAAAGGCGAAGAAAGAGUGUACAGGGGUCAUGGAGACUCUGAAAGGGGAUGAAGAGGAUGGGGUCAGGGUCGUGGAGAUAGGAAGCGAAGGAAGCUACCCUUGUGGGGGUACGCACGUGCAGAAGCUGAAAGAGUGUGGGAAAAUCGUGGUGAGGAAUAUCAAGAGACAGAAAGGUGUCACCAAGGUGAGCUACGAGGUGCAAGAAGCUUGA
This is a messenger RNA of Alternaria postmessia, 531 nucleotides long. RefSeq lists its product as uncharacterized. The record is from RefSeq and is a predicted model, not a curated record. The transcript has a single exon. Gene Ontology annotation, biological process: tRNA aminoacylation; regulation of translational fidelity. Gene Ontology annotation, molecular function: Ser-tRNA(Ala) deacylase activity; ATP binding; aminoacyl-tRNA ligase activity. The coding region runs from base 1 to 531 and encodes 176 amino acids. NCBI's taxonomy places the organism in Eukaryota, Fungi, Ascomycota, Dothideomycetes, Pleosporales, Pleosporaceae.